Messenger RNA from Fraxinus pennsylvanica, 537 nucleotides. The record is from the annotation of a GenBank genome assembly. NCBI's taxonomy places the organism in Eukaryota, Viridiplantae, Streptophyta, Magnoliopsida, Lamiales, Oleaceae.
AUGAACUGCUUAUUAAGAGCCUGUUUGGACUCGCCUAGUUUUUUGCAAUCUACUUCCCAAAACUUCUCUGGGUUUCAUCAGGGUUCGUUUAUGGCGUCGAAACGGAUAUUGAAGGAACUCAAGGAUUUGCAGCAGGACCCUCCUACAUCAUGCAGUGCUGGUCCUGUAGCAGAAGAUAUGUUCCAUUGGCAAGCAACGAUUAUGGGACCUUCUGAUAGCCCUUAUUCUGGAGGUGUAUUUUUGGUUUCCAUUCAUUUUCCUCCUGAUUACCCUUUUAAGCCUCCAAAGGUUGCAUUUAGGACAAAAGUCUUCCAUCCAAACAUCAAUAGCAAUGGAAGCAUUUGCCUUGAUAUUCUGAAAGAACAGUGGAGUCCAGCAUUGACCAUAUCUAAGGUCCUCUUGUCCAUCUGUUCCUUGUUGACGGACCCAAAUCCUGAGGACCCCCUGGUUCCGGAAAUAGCUCAUAUGUACAAGACAGACCGUGCAAAAUACGAGGCCACUGCGCGCAGCUGGACACAGAAGUAUGCCUUGGGAUGA